This is a messenger RNA of Trichophyton rubrum CBS 118892, 1386 nucleotides long. RefSeq lists its product as uncharacterized. The coding region runs from base 1 to 1386 and encodes 461 amino acids. Gene Ontology annotation, molecular function: protein binding. The transcript is spliced from 4 exons. The record is from RefSeq and is a predicted model, not a curated record. Lineage: Eukaryota; Fungi; Ascomycota; Eurotiomycetes; Onygenales; Arthrodermataceae.
AUGUUCUACCGAGGAGACUUGCAGAGCGGGAUCAACGAGGCGAUUCGGGACGUCAAGCAGGUUGUUUGCUUCAUCACAGACGACGGCCAGCUCAGCAACCUGUGGGAGAACAACUAUCUCAGGGACGAGAGGAUCGUUCGGUUGAUAAGGACAAAUGCGGUGGCGCUGCGGCUGAUCGAGGACUCGCAGGAGGCAGAGUUCCUCUCGACCUUCUGUCCAGUGAAUGAGUCGCCUACGCUCAUCGUGAUCAAAAAUGGCAUCGUUCGAGAGUACAUUGCAGCAAGGACGGAAGAGCCUAUGUUCAAGCGGAGGUUGAUAGCUGCUCUGGAAGACAAUAAGCCGCCGAGGAGGAUGCGGGAGGCUAUGGCGCAGGCGCAAGCUCAGGCUCAGGCUCAGGCACAAAGAACGGCUAGCCAAACAGGCAGCUCCUCAGUGUCUCCAACCACUGUUCCUGCUACCCCCGCGGCUUCUGGAACUCCCGUUGCUACGCCUCCAGCUCCGUCUCCCCCUCCAGCCACGCCGGCACCACCAAGCAACGUCGUCGAUCCGCCCAGUGAUACUCGGGCUAACGACCAACAGAGACGGGACAGUGUCCGAGAGGGAAAACGGCCGGCGGAGCCAGACAAUGAGAAGAAAGAACAAGCAGAGUGGAAGGGCAAACAGAAGAGAAGACACCAACAGGAAAGAGAAGAGCGAGAGCGUGUUCUCGAACGAAUAAGACGGGACAACGAAGUACGAAAGGCGAAAGCGGAGAGACAGAGGGCGGCUGCUGCUGAAAAGCAUGAAGCUUCAUGCACACCAACCCCUGCCGCACAAAAGUACCGUCUUCAGGUCCGUCUGUUCGACGGAAGCUCGAUCAGAAACACCUUCUUUCCCAAUCAGACUAUAGGUACCGCUGUCCGGUCAUGGCUGGAUAGGGAACGCUCUGAUGGUGAUGCACCGUAUACCCUGAAGCAUAUACUCACGCCACUUGAGAAUAAGGCCAUCUCACUUUCAGAAGAGCACCAGUCUCUCCAGGAGCUGGGUGUUGGUCCCACGGCAACACUGGUCAUGGUGCCGAUAAGGACAUAUACAUAUGCAUAUUCAGACUCGGGUGCCUCACUGCCAUAUCGAGUUUUCUCCGGGGGAUACAACCUUGUUGCUGGCACGGUUAACGCUGUAGCUGGCGCGGUAGGGUCUGCCUUGGGAAUUGGACAGAACCCAGCUGCUUUUGGGCGCGGUGCGUCAACGCAGACUGAAGCCACAGAAGAGACAUCUCCCAGAAUGUCUACACGCAACCGGGUUCGAACUCUGCAUGAUGCCAACUCGGGCAAAAAUGACCACCAGUUUUAUAACGGCAAUCAGGUAGGUCUACAUUGUCAAAUGAAAACGUUCGUCCAAUGCUAA